UUGGAGGCGUCCCUGCUGAAGUGACAAAGAGUUCUCCCACGUGACACCCCAAGGUGCCUUUGAGGAACGCUCUCUGGACCUCCCUAUGGGCUGAUGAAGAAGUUGCCUCCCCACACCCUCUCUGUCCCCAGCUGAGAUUAUGGUGGAUUUGGGAUACGGCCCAGGCCUGGGCCUCCUGCUGCUGACCCAACCCCGCAGGCGUUAGCAAGAGCCCUGCACUGUCCGCCCCCCCUCCCCAGAGACCACCCCUCCUACCAGGGGCCUGGAGUUGGCGAGUGACUAUGCGGCUUGGGCUGUGUGUGGUGGCCCUGUUUCUGAGCUGGAUGCAUCUCGCUGCCGGCAGCCGGGGGAUCAAGGGGAAGAGGCAGAGGCGGAUCAGUGCCGAGGGGAGCCAGGCCUGUGCCAAAGGUUGUGAGCUCUGCUCGGAAGUCAACGGCUGCCUCAAGUGCUCGCCCAAGCUGUUCAUCCUGCUGGAGAGGAACGACAUCCGCCAGGUGGGCGUGUGCUUGCCCUCCUGCCCUCCUGGCUACUUCGACGCCCGCAACCCCGACAUGAACAAGUGCAUCAAGUGCAAGAUUGAGCACUGCGAGGCCUGCUUCAGCCACAACUUCUGCACCAAGUGUAAGGAGAGCUUAUACCUGCACAAGGGCCGCUGCUAUCCAGCCUGUCCCGAGGGCUCGGCGGCUGCCAACAGCACCAUGGAGUGCAGUAGUCCUGCACAAUGUGAAAUGAGUGAGUGGUCCCUGUGGGGGCCGUGCUCCAAGAAGAAGAGGCUGUGCGGCUUCCGGAGAGGCUCUGAGGAGCGGACACGGAGGGUGCUCCACGCCCCCGGGGGAGACCACGCUGCCUGCUCCGACACCAAGGAGACCCGCAGGUGCACAGUGCGGAGGACACCCUGUCCUGAGGGGCAGAAGAGGAGGAAAGGUGGCCAGGGCCGGCGGGAGAACGCCAACAGGAACCUGAGCAGGAAGGAGAGCAAGGAGGCGGGCGCCGGCUCCCGGAGACGCAAGGGCCAGCAGCAGCCGCAGUACCAGGGGACAGCGGGGCCGGUCACGCCUGCAGGGCUCACCUAGGGGCCUAGGGACAUUCUUCAGCCUCCAGGCCCGUGCAGAAAGAGCCCAGCGCUGCUCUGUGUGAUGAAAGCUUUACUGAACUGGAGCGCUGGGGGCACAGCGUUCACACGCUCUCCAUACGUAUACGGACACACACACACACACAAGGGUCCAUGGCCAAACAUGCAACCAGCGUACAUGUGUGCAUCCGUGCGCGCGCACACACACACACACACACACACAAUCGAGGCCACCGGAUGACACUUUUAUCUCCCGGAUGUCACCGUGUGAACAGGGUGGGGAGGUGGAGGGGUCACCUCUGCCUGGCAGAGGGCCCAGCGUCACAGACUUGGUUUGCGAUGCUCCCAAGGGACAUGUCAGAGAGACCGUUUCCCCGCGUGUAAGCCCAAACAGAGUGGAGCCUUCUGGAGGAGCUGAUAGGAUCAGUCCAGGGUGGCAGACAGGAACCAAAGCUCAAGGCCUGUUCAGCAUCUCCAGCUGUGUGACUUUAUCAUUGGAGAGUAUUGUUACACACCCAUGAUCCGUGUCAGGGCUGCCCCGACUCUGAAAACUGCUUAAAAGUUUAUUUCAAAUUAAAAACAAAACCAAAUGACAACAGUAGCCACAGGCAGCACGUUCCUUUUCAGGGUCCAGGGGUUGGUGGGGUACACGGGAGCAGGAAGGAACAGGGCUGAGUUUUGAAGAGCUCCCCUAAUGGCCGUCUGGACGGAGGGUCCAGAGCAGGAAGAAAACUUUGGGGAUACUCUGAGGGUGAUAACCAGCUUCUCUACAUCCUUAUUACUCAGAGUGUGGUCUGCGGACCGGCAUCAACGUCGUCACCGGGCGGCCCGUUAGAAGUGGGAGUCUCGGGUCACAUCCCAGACCUGACGAACCAGAAUCUGCGGUGUAACAAGGUUCCAGGUCCCUGGCAUGCACAUUCAAGUUUAAGAAGUACUGCUCUGAUUACCUCUGCGGACGGAACCAAGGUCCUGGCCACCUGGCCGCGGGAAGGGUUCUGGUCGGCCGUGCAGGAAGACUUGCCAUCUGGGAGAGGUAGAAUCUGCAUCCUGGGGGGGUUAGUGGCACCCUAGGGGGCAGGGAUGCCCAGGUUCUCUGGGAUGGUUGGAAACCCUUGGAUCCCAAAGACAGAACGGCGGGUAGAAUGACCUCUUGUGGCAUCCCCAAGUGUCCACUGGUAGCCUAGUGGGCCCCGGGCCCCGGACUCAGUGUUUGGUUUCCAGGGGGAGCCAGGCACGGACCUUGCCCUCACAGAAGUAGAGGUUGGUAGGGGUGACAGUCAUGGACCAAGGGAUCCUUCCGAUAAGUGUGUAAUCACAAAUGGGUGGAGUUGAGGCCAGUCAACCCCUGGCACGUACACAUAGCUAUGAAAGUGAAUUAAGGUGAAUCGAAAUAAGACUUUAUCUCAGGGAAGCUUUUCAGAGAAGGUGGUAUUUGAGUCAAGCUCUGAAGGGUGAGUAGGAGUUAAGACAGAGAAGGAAUGGCGUUCUAGACCAGUGCUGUACGAUAGAAAUAUCAUAUGAGCCACUGAUGUCAUUAAAAAGUUUUCUAGUGACCAUGCUUAACGAGUAAAAAGAAACAGGCGAAGUUAAUUUUAAUGAUGUCUUUUAUUUAACCAAAUAGAUGCUAAAAUGUUACCUCUUUAACAUGUAAUCAGCAUAAAAAUGAUUAACAACAUCUUUUACAUUUUCUUUUUCAAACUAAGUCUUCACCGCUCUGUGUAUGUUUACACUGCACAGCAUAUCUUAAUUUGGACACGGAAUUCUCACCGGAAAUACUUGAUUUGUAUUUAGAUUUCAGAAAAAUUGAAAAGUAGAUUCGCAUACUGAAUUCCUGGUUCAGGAGUAGUUAACGGUUUUCCAACUAUUGAAUUGAAUAUGUUUUAAAUUUUAAAUUGAAUAAUUAAAAUUAGAUAACAGUAACGAUUCAGGUCUUCAG
This is a messenger RNA of Lynx canadensis (Canada lynx), 3008 nucleotides long. RefSeq names its product R-spondin 1 (gene RSPO1). NCBI's taxonomy places the organism in Eukaryota, Metazoa, Chordata, Mammalia, Carnivora, Felidae. The transcript has 5 exons. Bases 282 to 1073 code for a protein of 263 amino acids. The record is from RefSeq and is a predicted model, not a curated record.